Molecule: messenger RNA, 521 nt
Organism: Moneuplotes crassus
Lineage: Eukaryota; Ciliophora; Spirotrichea; Euplotida; Euplotidae
Source: the annotation of a GenBank genome assembly
AUGGAGAGCUCUAAACAAGAAGAAUCUAAGCUCAAAGAUAAGUCCCAAAUCAAGAAGAACCCAUGGCUUCAUGCUUGGAGUGACCCUAUAGCCGGAGUCCACUGAUAUUCUCAGACAAUGCUUCUUUCUGACCUAAACGAUGAUGGAGAUAAUAAAUUGAUUUUGGCUGAUAAGGACAACAUAAUUAAGAUUUAUCAGGGUACGAAUAUCCUAUUUCAAGAUAAUCUCAUAACUAGGCCGAUUGCCGUAGAGACUUUUUAUGAGAAUAAUAAAUAAACCAAUGAUGCCUAUCAUUGCUAUUGCUGCUGAUGACAAGAUUAUGCUCUAUCACAAAUACAGGCAAUAUUACUUAUACAUUUUUCCGCCGAUCGCCAUUGAAGAAGAAGAGCAAGAAAUAUGGAGAAAAAUGCAAAGCCAGGAGAUCACUACUGAACAGGGGGUUGAUCAACUCAACUCACAGAGAGAUUCAGGCAAAGGCAAGCCCUUUAAGUAAUUUUUAUAGAUCUAUGAACGCAAUCUGU